AACAUUUCUGGAUAUCGCUUGGGGUAAUAUAUCGUAUCGAAGGCAGUAGAAUCUAUGAAACUAAAGAGAAUAGCUUGUCUCUGGGUCCAAAUGAUGGAGCUGAUGGGAGGAUAUUCCAUAGGCUGUGAAAUGUUGACAGUUAGGAAUUACUGAUUCCACCUUCACUGUGUGCAGAAGAAUUGCUGAACAAACAUGUCAAAGAAAGGACGGGUGAAGGGCGAAAAGCCCGAGGCAUUAAUAGAUGCAUUGCAAGCUGCCAAUGAGGAACUCCGAGCCAAGCUGACUGAUAUUCAAAUCGAGCUUCAGCAGGAAAAAGGCAAGGUGAAUAAACUAGAACGGGAAAAAGUACAAGAAGUGAAGCAAGUGCGGGAGCUGGAGCAACAUAAGCAGACGGUGCUGACCACAGACCUUAAGGCUAAACUCCAUGAAGAGAAAAUGAAGGAGCUACAAACCGUCCGCGAGAUCCUACUAAAGCAACACGAGCAGGAACUAGCCCGCGCAAUCAAGAUCAAAGACAGCGAAAUUCAGCGACUCCAGUCCACUCUGAACAUCCUACGGGAUGGGGCAGCUGACAAAGUCAAGACUGCCCUGCUCAAUGAAGCCAGAGAAGAAGCUCGGAAGGGAUUUGACGUCGAACGCACCAAGCUGCAGCAGGAGAUAGUGGAGCUGAAGUCCACGAAGAAGCAGGUGGAGGAAUCCCUGAACUACGUCGUCCAGGCUGAUAAGAAGAAAGCUGCUGAGCUGAGGAGCGCUCACCAGUCUCAUCAGGACGAGAUCACCAGAAUCAAGAAGGAGUGUGAGAGAGACAUUCGUAGGCUGAUGGAUGAGAUAAAGAGCAAAGACAGAGUCAUUCUUGCCUUGGAGAAGGACCUUGGCGUUCAAACAGGCCACACUCAGAAGCUCAUCCUUCAGAAAGAAGCCCUCGAUGAGCAGCUGGUACAGGUGAAAGAAGCUGAACGCUACUACAGCAGCCCCAAGCGUGAGUUUCCGAGUGCUGCAGGGGACACCUCCGACCUGAUGGGGAACCAUAUUAAACCAUUAAAGGAGCAGUAUUCCUUAAAGGGGAACUUUAGUGUCAGGGAACCACAACUGGACGAAAGGGAUGUAAGACGGUUCCAGUUGAAGAUUGCUGAACUAAAUGCUGUGAUUCGAAAGCUAGAGGACCGAAACACACUGUUAGCAGAUGAGAGGAACGAACUGUUGAAACGUGUCCGUGAGACAGAGAGCCAGUUAAAACCACUCGUAGAGAAGAACAAGCGCUUGACUAAGAAGAAUGAGGACAUCAUGCAGUCUGUACAGAGGAUGGAAGAUAAGUUAAAAAAGCUGACCAGAGAAAAUGCAGAAAUGAAAGAGAAGUUAGCUUCACAAGGACAGCUGAGGCGUCAUACUUCACUGAAUGAUCUGAACCAAACACAAGACGAGCAAGAAAUAGAGUUCUUGCGACUCCAAGUUGUUGAGCAACAACACAUUAUUGAUGAUUUAACAAUGGAGAGGGAGAGAUUAUUACGUUCUAAGAAACAGAAAAGAAGAAGCACAAAACCUCACAAGAGGCAUGUUGUAGAGACAUUUUUUGGAUUUGAUGAGGAAUCAGUAGAUUCAGAAACCUCUUCCGUUGCCUCAUAUACAACUGACAGGACACCAGCAACUCCAGAAGAAGAUCUAGAUGAGGUCAUAAACCGGGAAGAAUCUGAACUGAGAUUCCGUCAGCUUACGAGAGAAUACCAAGCUCUGCAGAGAGCUUAUGCGUUGCUUCAGGAGCAAGUCGGUGGAACUCUGGAUGUGGAACGAGAAACCAGGACUCGUGAACAGCUGCAAGCUGAUCUCCUCCGAUGUCAAGCCAAAAUUGAAGACCUGGAAAAAUCGCUUGCUGGGAAAGGGCAGGAUUCAAAAUGGGUGGAAGAUAAGCAGUUACUCUUUAGAACCAACCAGGAACUUUUAGAAAAGAUUCAUAAAUUGGAACAGGAAGAGUUGAGACUACAGAAUGAGAUGCAAGAUGCAAAGGACCAGAAUGAGCUGCUAGAGUUCAGAAUCUUAGAGCUCGAAGAGCGGGAACGACGAUCACCAGCCUAUAACUUGCAUAUAUCAGCCUUUUCUGAGAGUGGAAGUGCCCUUCAGCUCUAUUGUCAACAAGAGGGUAUUAAGGAUGUGGUUAUUCCUGACCUAAUGAAGAAACUUGAUAUCCUGGGAGAUAAUGGGAACCUAAGAAAUGAAGAGCAGGUUGCAGUAAUUCAAGCUCGUACUGUGCUGUCGCUAUGUGAGAAGUGGCUGAAACAAAUUGAAGGAACAGAAGCUGCCCUGCAUCAGAAGAUGCUGGACCUGGAGAUUGAGAAGGAGCAGUUUAGCAAGCAGAAGGGCUACCUAGAGGAGGAACUGGAUUACAGGAAGCAAUCUCUGGACCAUGCUUAUAUGCAAAUCCAGGAGCUGGAAGCCACCCUGUACAACACUCUGCAGCAGUGCCCUGGAAACAGAGUGAGUGAAUCUCUGACCGAAGUACAAAAGGAAGAGUUGAAAUUGGCGGUGGAGAAGUGGCGACGCCAGGUCCUGAGGCAGAGCCGGGAGUAUGAUGGUCAGAUCUUACAGGAACGCUUGGAACUAUUGCAACAUGCUCAUCAGCGAAUUAAAGAAUUGGAAGACAAGAUAGAGAUUCAGAAAAGACAAAUCAAAGAAAUAGAAGAGAAGCUUUUAUCCUCUGGCCCUGAGGCCGGCCUCCUGGAACACAGACUUCAAGAGAACUCACAGAAGAUAAAAAUAAGCCGACAGAGAAAAUUUCAAAGUGUACAAAGCAAACAGAAUACAUUGACGUGGAGGCAUUGA
Chiloscyllium plagiosum (whitespotted bambooshark) is the source of this 2814-nucleotide messenger RNA. Lineage: Eukaryota; Metazoa; Chordata; Chondrichthyes; Orectolobiformes; Hemiscylliidae. The record is from RefSeq and is a predicted model, not a curated record.